AUUUACUUUUGCAUUAAGUUUGAUGUUACGUGUCUUAAUUUUUCAACACAUGAAAUAUAGCCCUUAUCUUUAAUGAACUAAAAUGUUUGCAGACUGCAUACUUAUAGUUUUUAUUUCAGUGUGCACGGCAUUUCUCGGUGAAGGUCAGGCUUUAAAGAAAGAAAAUGAACUAAACCUAUUUUUGUUUUGUUUAUAAGCUUGCUCAUGUAAUAAUGUCUUAUUUAUAACCCUCCUCCCAAAUUGUGAGAGCGAGUCAGUGACUUAACUUCGGUCGGAUCUGCCCUAAGCCGAAACGUAAUACGAGAAGUCAAAAAACUAAUUUAGUAAUUAAGCUUACUAAUUAUUAUUUUGAAAUCGAUUUUUUAUUAAGAUUAUAACCAGAUAUCAGAUACACAGAAAAGACAUCAGAUUGCACCUACCCUUAGCCUUACUUAGCCUUACUAAGUCUGAGCCCUUAAAUUUAAAACCUUACACUACAUCAUGCCUUAGAUUUACAUCAUAGGCGACAUAGCCUACUUAGUUUGUAACUUUACUACUUACUGGUACUAAAGUAGUUGGAAAGAACAAAAAACUUUAAAAUACAAAGGUCAAUUUCAUAAAUAUUACAAUUACAUGCCAAAUUAUAAAGCUAUAAGUUAUAAAGAUUCUUUUCAGAGUCAGUAUGUUAAGAAUGGGACAUUUCUUUUUUUUAAUUUUAAAUCCAAAAAUCCUGCUAUUUUCCACUAGGCCGUAGAGUUAGAGUCUAGAGUAGAAGCCCUAGGCUAGAGACUUUAAAACUCUCACACGCACGCGGUCUGCGCAUACCGAAAAAUGGCGCAAAAACUGUUGCAGCCAUUUUACAUUCAGUCUAGGCCUACACAAAACUAGCAUUUCCAAUCCAACACGGACACAGCAAAGCCAAAAUGUCCUUAAACUUUAUUAUCAUUCAAAUCAUAGUCAUAAUAGUUCAUAGGUCUAUCAACGUGAAAUAUAUCUGAUACUCAUACGAUUUCAAAAACUUUAUUAUCAAAAUCAAGUGUAUAGUAUGUUGAGUUAAAAAUGAUGUCAGUUGAUGUAGCUUGGGCUUAGGCUAAUGUUAUUUACUAUACACACUUAGGAUUCGGCUUAGGUCUAUCCCCACAAGACAACUACGUUCUUCCAUUGACAGUAGAACCCUCUCAAUCCCAAGAACCAAAACUAAGACCAUCGGUGAACGCUCCUUCUAGUUCCAUGGGCCCACGUUCUGGAACCAGCUCCCCUUCCACAUCCGUCAUUGUGAAACCUCGUCCAUUUUCAAAAAGUCCCUUAAAACUCAUCUGUUUAGGUCAGCCUAUGACCUGUGAUGCACCCUCCUUGCCCUGCCUCAUUUUCUGUUUCGGGUUGAUCCUGAAGUAUAGGCCAAAACGUGUCAAAGUGUCCUCAUUUUAUAGCCAUUUUCAUUGUUUCUAUGGUAUAGUAGUUACUAUCCUAGUGUCUCAUUUUUAUUUUACUUAGUUUACAUGUUUUUAAUAAUUGUAAAGCGCUUAGAGCUUUAUGGUAAGCGCUAUAUAAAAAUGCCUAAAUAAAUAAAUAACUUGAACUGUUAAGUGUACAAUGUUAAUAGCCUCAAUGCAUAUUGUUAGGCACUGGUAGUGGUUAGUAAAAGUAAAAACAUGGGACUUUAAAUUUUUGUAAAAAAUGUUGUUUUAGAUUGCAGGAUAACAACGAUGUAGCAUAAUUUUCAUAAUGAAAUGAAUUACAUUAUCAAAUGUUAAUUAGUCAAAAUUAAAUUAUAUUAAAUAGCCCUAUUAAUAAUAUUACUAUAAAUCAAUGAAAAGAAACAAGUCCAAGUACUAAAAUUUAGCUACUUGCAUUGACAAAAUAUUUAGGGACUUUUUUUAAUAUGUAAAGGUAUAAAAAAAUAAUUAAUAUUUUGAAUUUAUUUUAAUGAUUUCAACAGGAUUAACAUGGAUAAUGGUUUACAGAACAGAGAAGUAUAAAAAAUUGAAAGCAGAAGUUGAAAAACAAAGUAAAAAAUGUAAGGAUUUUUCAUAUGCAUGCAUUUUGAUAGACAUUAUUGCAUUAUAUUUUAUUUAGCAUCUGCAUGAAAUAUUUACGUAAUGUAACAAUAUCAAUAAGCUUUAUUAAUUUUAUGUAUUUUUUAUUAUUUUUUGUUUAAAUUGGGAGGAAAAGAAACUAUUGUAAAUCAUUAUGCUAUUGAUAGUAUAAGUUGUAAAAUUGUUUUAUGUUAAAUAAAAAAUUUUUUUAAACCCAUUUAGUGGAAAAACAAAAGGAGAAUGAAUCUAAUGACAGAGUACAAAAGAAAAAGCUGGGUAAGUUUAAAUUUUAAAAAAAAAAAAAAAUUUUUUUGCCAACUUAAUUGUUAAUACCGGUAAUAUAACUACUCAUCACGUCGUUAUUUUAAAAAAUUGUGUACAUUAACUGACCAUCAUUAUUUAAAUUUACCUUAUCAAUUUUAUUCUCAUUCUUAGAAAGACAGGAGGAAAAGCUGAAGACCAAUAGUAGAGAUUUGUCUUUGGUAUGUAAAUAAUCAGUACAGCAUUACAUCAUUUGAGUUUAGCAUCUUUUUAACCCCCUUGUCUGCAUGUGGCUUACACAGCUUAAUGCAAAUUUUAGACCAAUUACUCUAAUGCUUAUUUAUAAAUACUGUAUUUUUCAAUAGACCCCUUCUUCAGAGUAUAGGACACACUUAUUAUUACAUGCAAUACCCUUUUGGUUUGGUAGUUCACAUGUACCUGUAUUUUUAUAUUUUUUUACACAAUGUUUACACCAUGUCCAUUGUAAACCCCAUUAUGGGCAAAACACGUGGUAUAUACUUGGAACAGUAUUGUAUUACCCGGUACCAAAUUUUUUGUUAAAAUUUUGUUUUUUUUCUUUCAGGUGAAAAUGAAAUCCAUGUUUGCAAUAGGCUUUGCAUUUACAGCCCUUCUUAGCAUGUUUAAUUCUAUGUGAGUUACUGUUUUUUUUAGUUUUCAACAUUAUUGCUUGUGUGCAGAAUACAUAAAACAAUUAAUUAUAGUUGUUUUAGUAAUGAAUUUUAUUUAAAAGAAUAAGUUAACAUUUUAAAGAAAUUUAAAAAAAAAAUUAUUUUGUUACAAAAUAACUGAACUAAUUAAUUUUAUUUAAAAAGAAUUCACAGAAAAAGUUGAGUUUAUGCAUCCAAUCAUUCAAAUAAAUACAAUAAGAAUUGCUUUAAACAAAUUAUAUAAUAAAAGUAAAUACAAUGUAUUUCAGAUUUGAUGGAAGGGUUGUGGCAAAUCUACCUUUCACCCCUAUAUCCUUCAUCCAAGGAAUAUCACACAGAAAUCUCCCUGGUGAAGAUUACACUCAUUGUUCAUUUAUUUUCCUCUACAUUCUCUGCACCAUGUCCAUUAGACAGGUAAGAAGUAUUUAUAUUGUAUUUGAGAUGAAUAAAAAGAAAGAAAGGAAAGCUUUAAAUAAGUGGGUUACUUUCAUAUUCCUAAGAGUUCAUAAGUUCUCACAUGUACCUUUUGUCCUGUUGUUCUGUUACAUGUUAAAUCUUGUCUGGUGAUUAAUAACUUGGCUGUUUUUGGGUUUUUUAUUUCAGAACAUCCAGAAACUUUUAGGACUUGCACCAUCCAGGGCAGCAAGUAAACAAGGCACAGGGUUUUUCACUCCUCCGUCACAGCUUGGCAGAUAAAACCAGCUUUUAAAUCAUAUUUAACCUAAAUAUUUAGAUAUUCAAGUUCAGUCAUUUAAUUGUAGAUCAAUCUGAGAUGCUCACUGGAUUAUUUCAAAUCAUUUUAAACAUCAAUUUUUUUUAAUGAAUAUUACCUUAUAUUUGCAUUUAAGUUAUAUGUUUCAAGUUUUUCGUUAUUAUUUGUCAAAAUUAAUCAGUGUAAAUAAACUGUCUUUU
This is a messenger RNA of Lymnaea stagnalis (great pond snail), 3856 nucleotides long. The record is from the annotation of a GenBank genome assembly. NCBI's taxonomy places the organism in Eukaryota, Metazoa, Mollusca, Gastropoda, Lymnaeidae.